This is a messenger RNA of Coffea eugenioides, 1353 nucleotides long. Its product is annotated as beta-D-glucosyl crocetin beta-1,6-glucosyltransferase-like. The coding region runs from base 1 to 1353 and encodes 450 amino acids. The transcript has a single exon. Gene Ontology annotation, molecular function: UDP-glycosyltransferase activity. Lineage: Eukaryota; Viridiplantae; Streptophyta; Magnoliopsida; Gentianales; Rubiaceae. The record is from RefSeq and is a predicted model, not a curated record.
AUGGAAGAAAACCAAACAAUUUCCAGCAUUCUUAUGCUCCCAUGGCUUGCUCAUGGGCAUGUCUCCCCUUACUUAGAACUUGCCAGGAAACUGACCGCCAGAAACUUCAACAUCUAUUUGUGCUCUACCCCCAUUAACCUCAGUUCAAUCAGGUCAAAAAUAAGCCCAAAGUUUGGUAAAUCAAUCCAACUCAUUGAACUCAAUCUCCCCACAUUGCCUAACCUUCCCCCUCAGUACCACACCACUAAUGGUCUCCCUCCACAUCUCAUGGUCACUCUCAAGGAGGCUUUUGAGAUGGCUAGUCCUAACUUCUGCAAGAUCCUGAGGACUCUAAUGCCCGACUUGCUCAUAUAUGAUCUUCUUCAGCCGUGGGCUCCAGAGGCUGCAUCAUAUUAUAAUAUCCCUGCCGUUGAGUUUAUUACUUGUAGCGCGACCAUGACUUCGUGCAUGCUGCAUUUCUUCCGGACUCCAGGUAUCCAAUUCCCUUAUUCUUCCACGAUUUUUUUUCGCGAUUAUGAGUCUGCUAUAGCUAACAAGUUGCUUGAGCGCGAUGAAGAUGCAAAUAGAGUGGCUCAAUGCAUCGAACGAUCUUCUAAAAUCCUUCUAAUCAAGAGUUUUAAGGAGAUUGAAGGUAAAUAUAACGAUUACGUUUCUUGCUUAUCUGGCAAGAAAGUAGUUCCUGUUGGCCCUCUUGUUCAAGACCCCGUACAUGACAAUGAAGAUUUGACAAUUAUGGAAUGGCUGAACACAAAAGGAAAGUAUUCAACAGUUUUUGUUUCUUUUGGCAGCGAAUAUUUUCUGUCCAAGGGAGAUUUGGAAGGCGUUGCCCAUGGUUUAGAGCUUAGCAGUGUUAACUUUGUAUGGGUUGUUAGGUUUCCAAAGGGAGAGAAUAUUAUAGUCGAAGAAGCCUUGCCAAAAGGCUUUCUCAAGAGGGUUGGGGAGAGGGGAAAAAUUGUGAAUGGCUGGGCACCCCAAGCAAAAAUAUUGAACCAUUCUAGCAUUGGAGGUUUUGUGAGUCAUUGUGGUUGGAAUUCAGUUUUGGAGGGCAUGAGAUUUGGGGUUCCAAUCAUAGCCGUGCCUAUGCACCUUGACCAACCGGUUAAUGCUCGGUUACUUCAAGAGGUUGGAGCAGGUAUGGAGGUUGUCCGAGGAUCAACUGGGAAGAUUCAUGGGGAAAACAUGGCUGAAAUAAUCAACCAGGUGGUGAAGGGGCCAAGAGGAGAACCCGUGAGGAAGAAGGCAAGAGAUUUGCGAGAGAAACUUGAAUUAAAAGGAGAUGAAGAGAUUGAUGAGGUGGUGAAGGAGUUGGUCCAACUCUGUUUGACGGAGGACAAGAACAACGGUCUGCACUAG